Molecule: messenger RNA, 1883 nt
Organism: Lagopus leucura (white-tailed ptarmigan)
Lineage: Eukaryota; Metazoa; Chordata; Aves; Galliformes; Phasianidae
Gene: TC2N
Product: tandem C2 domains, nuclear
Exons: 13
Coding region: 314-1783 (489 amino acids)
Cellular component (GO): nucleus
Source: RefSeq, a predicted model, not a curated record
GAGGCGGCGCAUGACGGCGGCAGAACAUCAGUUGCCAAAGGCAGUGCUAUCGGGCAUUUUGUAUGCAGGUGAUGCUGCUCACCUACAUUGCCUUGCCAUCUCCCCAUCCUGCCAGAGGGGCUUGGAAGGGAAGACCUCUAAGUGUCUGGAGUUGGCUGCUUUAAGACUUCAUGAGCAUUAACUUGGCAGCCUCCUUCCAAGAUUACGCUUGGAACUGUGUCUUCUGACAAGUGGUAGACCUUGAGAAAUGGAGGUUUGAUAGCUGCAGAGGAUCGUUGAUUGCAAUUUCCUCUAAGUUGCAACACCAAAAACAAUGGCGAACGAAUAUAUUAAAAACUGCUGUAAAUGGUGUUUUUAUGUGGAAAAAGAAAAAAGCAAUUCAGUUUCCAUGGCGCAGGAAUCUGAAGCUGUACCCGCAAGCAAGCCAACUAUUGUACAGCAGCCUCCAUUGUCUUCAGUGUCAGUGAAGCGGCAAGUUGGCUGUUCUGAGGAUUAUCUGCUUUCUAAACUGCCCCUGGACAGGCAGGAGGUACCGUUUGUGGUCCCGCCAUUCAAACUAGCUUACGUACAGCCAAAAAGCCUUCCUAGUACCUCACAUGCUGGAGGAAUUCAAGAAUCUGCCAGAGCUUCUUUUGGUGACCGGAAAGCAGAACUGUGCGGUGUGUACCAGUGGCCCCGCUAUGAUGUGUACAACCCAUUCUAUUUGGAACAUCAUGUUUCACCAGACCAGAUUAGGCGUUUCCAAGCCAAAUCAGAUAAUAGGAAAUUAUAUGGAUCAGUUAGUGAUUUAAGAACUAGUGCUUUGCCUGGAUCACUUGAUUUAAGUCAUUCAAUGUUUGAUCUCAGAAGCCCACCUCAUCGAUUCAUGAAGAGAUACGAUUCAGUCUCCAGUGUACCUAGCAGCACCUCCUCCAGAAAGGAUUCACAUGGCAGUAACAGGAGUCUGGAUACCAUUACGUUAUCAGGUGAUGAACGAGACUUUGGAAGACUGAAUGUAAAGCUGUGCUACGUUCCUUCUGUGGAGCAGAUCUGGAUCACAGUUUUGCAUUGCAAAGGGCUGAGCUGGCCUUCCGGUUGUGGGGAAAAUCCUCAAAUCUAUGUCAAGGGAAUUCUCAUGCUGCCCAAGCCUGUGCAGUUCAAAUCCUCUGCAAAGGAAGGCUGCAAUGACAUUGAAUUUAUGGAAACUUUUGUAUUUGCUAUUAAGUUGCAAAGUGUUCAAACUGUCAGACUGGUAUUCAAAAUCCAGACGCAGGCUCCUAGGAAAAGAACGAUUGGAGAGUGCUCUUUGUCACUGCGGGAGCUCAGCGCAGAGGAGUCAAAUCAUUGGCUGGAUAUAUCUCCUCCUUCCAAAGCACCUGUGUGCCGCACAGAACUUCAAAUAGGAAGUUGUUUUCAAGCAAUAAACAGGAGGAUUCAGUUACAAAUUCUUGAAGCACAAAAUCUUCCAAUUUCAUCUACGCCGCUGUCUUUAAGUUUCUUUGUGAAAGUUGGAAUGUUUAGUACAGAAGGGCUGAUCUAUAAGAAGAAGACUCGUCUUGUCAAGUCCACUAAUGGCCAAGUGAAGUGGAGAGAAAUGAUGAUUUUUCCAGUUAGCCAAGCUGAACAAGGAAUCAGUUUUCUUAUCAAACUCUACAGCAGAAGCUCAGUGAGAAGAAAGCACUUUCUAGGACAGGUCUGGAUAAGUUCUGACAGCAAUAACAGUGAAGCAGUAGAGCAGUGGGAAGAUACUAUUGCAAAUCCUGAAAAAGUUGUUAUUAAGUGGUACAGCCUUGGUCCGUCUUGAAGACUGGAGAUGAAACUGAGGACUUCUUUUCCACAAAGAUAUUCUUAUGCCUUUCAAAAUAAUAUAAAUAAAAAGAAAAAAACAUUGUUCAAUGCACAAA